Protopolystoma xenopodis is the source of this 222-nucleotide messenger RNA. NCBI's taxonomy places the organism in Eukaryota, Metazoa, Platyhelminthes, Monogenea, Polystomatidea, Polystomatidae. The record is from the annotation of a GenBank genome assembly.
GUUAAUUGUGAGUUCCGAGAUCCCUGUCGUCAGAAUCUCUGCAAUCCACUAGCCAAGUGCAUCCCUAACAAUUUGGGCCGACACGAUUGUAUCUGCCCGGAUGGCUGGAACGGCACCGACUGCAAUCAGGACAUCAACGAAUGUCGUCUUGGACCCAGAUCCCCAUGCGAACAUGGUGGCAUCUGCAUAAAUACAGUAAGUUACUUGUCCCUUUUGCCCUGA